AUGUUUGAAGAAUAUGAAGAGACCAUAUUUGAAGAAAAUAGAGAGGUCAUGCUUAAAUUUUAUAUGUCUCAAUCCUUAACCACUAAUGAAAGACAUGCACUUCUCUUCAAUAUUGGCAAACCAUUUAAAGUUUCAAUAUAUGAUUUUGAUAAUGAAUGGUGGCUACUUGUUUCAAAUAUUUGGAUCAAG
This is a messenger RNA of Racocetra persica, 189 nucleotides long. The record is from the annotation of a GenBank genome assembly. NCBI's taxonomy places the organism in Eukaryota, Fungi, Glomeromycota, Glomeromycetes, Diversisporales, Gigasporaceae.